AGCCGAAGAGGCACCGCACCCGUUUCACGCCCACGCAGCUGAAUGAGUUGGAACGUUCCUUUACCAAGACCCACUACCCAGAUAUCUUCAUGCGGGAGGAGCUCGCCAUGAGAAUCGGCCUGACGGAGAGCCGAGUGCAGGUAUGGUUCCAAAACAGAAGGGCGAAAUGGAAGAAACGUAAGAAAAGCAACUCCGUCUUUCGCUCUGCCGGUUCCCUGUUGCCCUCCCCGUCCCUGCCUCCCCUUCCCUCCCAUGGGCGGCGACUCCUUCGGGUCCAUGUUUCCCUCGUCGGACACCCGUUGGACCAUGGGCGGAAUGGGACCUAUCAAUACAGGCAUGGGCACCGGCACCUUGGGUCUGACCUCGCCCCUCCAGCGGCAGGGUCUGGGGCAGCUGGGACAAGGGGGCAUGACUAUCUCCCAGUCCUUCAGUCAGUCCCUGGGGCAAGGCUUUGGUCAGGGAUUAGGGCAGGGAUUGGGGCAGGGGUUCGGUCUGGGCCAGGGACAAGGGUUGGGGCUUGGACAGGGCCAGGGGCUGAGUCAGGGAUUCGGGCAAGGUUUGGGGCAGGGUCUAGGGGGCUCCACGUCUCCCCUGCCUAGUGGUCUGUCUAAUAUGGGGGGUGGUACUCCUACUUCGAUGUACCAGCCUCACUACCAGGCGUUCACCUCCCUCAACACUGCCCUUGGGGACUACACAGGCUCUCCACUGAACUCCCCGGGGCUCCCCUCUGGUCUCGGCUCCCCGGCUACGCCCCCAAACAGCGGAUCCUCUUCGCCAGCCACUCACCAUCACCACCAACACCACCAGCAGCAGCAACACCAGCAGCAGCACCACCACCACCACCAGCAACUCAACACACACCAGCAGCAUCAACAGCAGCAUCAACACCAACAAGAGGGGAACUGUAUGGGGUCAAUGGGGUCAAUGGGGUCAAUGGGCGGGGAGGAUAUGUGGCGCGGCACCAGUAUUGCACAGUUACGGAGGAAAGCUAUUGAACAUUCUAUCAGUUUUAAGUGAAAGGAUUGUUUGUGUUUGUGUUGUGUUGUGUUGUGUGUGGGUUUGUUUGGGUGUGUGUGUGUGUGUGUGUUUGUUUAGUAGGUUUGUGUAUCUUUGUGUGUGUGUGUGUGUGUGUGUGUGUGUGUAUGAAUGUGGGUCUUCUCAAACUCCUCCUCCUCCUCCUCCUCCUCCUUCUCCUUCUCCUCCUCCUCCUCCUCCUCCUCCUCCAGUCUAUGCCAUUCUUCUUUACAAAAAUAUCCCUUUAUUUUUCAACUCAUGUACCCAAAAUUGUAACACUGUCUUGCCAUUAUCAAAUAAAAGUGAGUGAAAAAAAAAGAAAAUGGUGAAAAUGAGAGAGAGAGAGAGAGAGAGAGAGAGAGAGAGAGAGAGAGAGAGAGAGAGAGAGAGAGAGAGAGAGAGAGAGAGAAAUCAUGUUUACCUUCAAAAAUAAUUAGUGUUAACAAUGUCUGGGAGAGAGGGAGAGAAAGAGAGAGAGAAAAAAAAAAGUUAGAGAGCGAGAAAGAAAAAAAAAACAAGGAAAAAAAAAAAAGGAAAUGUCAAAAUCACAGCUGAAAAAAAGAAAGGAAAAAAAAAAAGGAAAAAUAGACAGGAAGAGAAAAACAAACACACAACACAACAAUAUUUUCCCUGCAUUUCUUUCCUUUCUUUUUUCCCUUCCCCAAAUCGUAAUCCUUUAUGACAGUGACCGCAGACCCCGCCCCGCCCCGCUUGCCCCGCCCCGCACCUCCCCGCCCCGCCCCGCCCCGCCCCGCUCAUAAUAUGGCCAAUCUACUGCUAAUAUUUCCACGUCUCUCAGGGGGUACACGGGGAACAGCGAAGGGGGGAAGGGGGAAGGGGGUAUAGGAGAGGUUAUGGUGUGGAGGGGGUAGGUGGAGGGAAGGGGGGUGUGUGUGGUUGUGGUAGUGGUGGUAGGGAGAGAAGAGGAGGGAGUGAGGGAGAGAGGGAGAGGGAGGGAGAGAGAAUAUAUCUAUGUCUGUCUGUGUGUGUGUGUGUGUGUGUGUGUGUGUGUGUGUGUGUGUGUGUGUGUGUGUGUGUGUGUGUGUGUGUGUGUGUGUGUGUGUGUGUGUGUGUGUGUGUGUACCCAUGUCAGUUUGCUUGUCUGUCUGUGUGCCUGUCUGCCUGUCUGUUCACUUGCGUGUCUGUCUGUCUGUCUGUCUGUCUGUCUGUCUGUGUAUCUGUCUACCACCAAACCAACAAGACAUAGCGAAAAUAAAAUAAAAAAAAAUAUAUAUACACAACUAAACACACACAUGCAUAAACAAACACGAACGUACAUUAAAAAAAAUAAAUAAAAACAAUAGCAAGUACGAUUUUUUACCAACACACGCACACGAAAUUAAACAAAAAAAAAAAAAAAAAGAAAAGAAAAAAAAAUACAUACACAACACAAUAUAAUCUUCAAGGAAAGGUCAGAGUGGGUCAGUCCUCACGCCCAUAGCCACGCCCAUUGCCACGCCCAUAGCCACGCCCAUAGCCACGCCCCUAAGACACGCCCACGCCCCUCAGACACGCCCAGCUCACCCCCAGUUCCCCUCAUCCAUUCCCUCUAACAUAUUCCUACCCUUCCCGCCCCUUCCCGCCCCUUCACGCCCCUCCACGCCCCACCACAGGUUCUCCUCACCCACUCACCCCCUUCCUUCACCCCUUCCCGCCCCAUUUCGCGUCUCUAAUGGAAGGUUUAUAUGGUUGUAGCCUUUGCGCUGUUUUGUAAUGGUGUUUUUAUGAAGGUGUGUGUGUGUGUGUGUGUGUGUGUGUGUGUGUGUGUGUGUGUGUGUGUGUGUGUUGCUUUCCCCCUCAAUUCCCGUUAAUAAAAGCUAAUAAAAAAAGUCUCUGUCCCUUACAAGUAUACGGUUGGUGUAUAGUUAUGUAUAUGUUGAGCUCGAAAAUAUACGGCAGGGUGUAUACUCCACACACACACACACACACACACACACACACACACACACACACACACACACACACACAUAUACACAUACACACACUCUCUUACCUCCAAACACGCAUGUACAUACACCAAGUACCUUCCACACACACACACACAUACACACCUAUACAAGCCAGUAUACAUCCUGCAUGAAUAAUUUACGUAUACAUAUAGUUAAAUAAACGUAUUCGUCACCGCAAUGUAUAACCCUAGAAGUGAGUAAUAAUAAUAAUAAUAAUAAUAAUAAUAAUAAUAAUAAUAAUAAUAAUAAUAAUAAUAAUAAUAAUAAUAUAACCUAGAAACCAUGAGUAAGUAUUGCAGUUUUUUCAGUGUCCCCUUCACCCCCCCCCCACGGAAACCCCCCGCCCAUACCCCCACCCAUUACAAAGCGCUACCUGUCUGUUAAUAGCCCCUUAUACAUCCCUAGCUCUCAAACUACACCCAAAAUACACCAAAAUACACCUGAGAUUAAUACUCUUUUUUACACCUUCAAAUUACACCCCGUGACACACUUAAGAUACACCGUUUAUACCUUUAACAUAUCCUCUAUACUUGAAAUACACCCUACAUGUCCUUCUUACUUCCUUUACACCUCAAAUUACAGCGUCACCCUAAACUACAGUCAAAACAGCCUUUACACCCUUGAAAUAUAGUUAAUAUGCUUCCUUUUCACCCUCAGUACACAGUCUUAACGCAGUCUACCCUUCAUAACCUUGAAAUACUGAAACUACACCUUAAAUUCACCCUUUAAAGCUUCAAAAUACACCCUUAAUUAAUAUACCCUUUGAAUACGCCUUUAAUUAACACCCUCACCCUCAGAAUACACCCUUAAUUAAUACACACUCGGAAUACACCCUUAAUUGAUACAUACACCAUCAAAAUACACUCUUAUCACACUAUUUACACCCUCAACAUUGUGUCAGGCAUACAAACACACACUUACGACAGGGAGAGAUUAUGCACAUCAGUUCUCGAUCUCUCUCUAACUCUUCCUUUAUCACAAUGUUCUCUUAUAUUCCUCUCUUCUCCUCCUCCUCCUUCUCCUCCUCCCCCGUCCCCCGAGUUGUCCCCCAGGGCAAGGCUCCCCAGCAGAGGUAUGCAGCACGUGUUUGUACUUCAAUAGCUCCGUGUCGUAAACGCUGUAAGCUUUGUAAAUAAAACCGCGAAUAGCAAG
Molecule: messenger RNA, 4115 nt
Organism: Scylla paramamosain (green mud crab)
Lineage: Eukaryota; Metazoa; Arthropoda; Malacostraca; Decapoda; Portunidae
Product: protein spalt-accessory-like
Exons: 4
Coding region: 253-1017 (254 amino acids)
Source: RefSeq, a predicted model, not a curated record